UGUGAUGUUGGACAUGGGAGAUAGGAAGGAAGUGAAAAUGCUGCCGAAAUCCUCCUUUAGCAUAAACAGCCUGGUACCCGAAGCCGUCCAGAGCGACAACAACCACAGCAGCCACAGCCACCACAACAGCCACCACCCCCAUCACCAUCACCACCACCAUCACCACCAUCACCACCCGCCGCCGCAGCAGCCCCAGCGAGCGGCCGCAGCAGAGGAGGAGGACGAGGAGAAGGGGCAGCACCUCCUGCCGCCCCCCGCCGCCACCGCCUCCGGCGCCCUGGAGGUGGCCAAGGCGGACAUGCUGGCGGGCAAAGGCGAGGCGGGCGCGGCGGCGGCGGCGGAGCUGGAGGAGAAGGAGAAGGCGGCGGACGAGAAGAAGGGGGCAGCGGAGGGGGCCAAGGACGGGGAGAGCGGGAAGGAGGGGGAGAAGAAGAACGGCAAGUACGAGAAGCCACCGUUCAGCUACAACGCGCUCAUCAUGAUGGCCAUCCGGCAGAGCCCCGAGAAGCGCCUCACACUCAAUGGCAUCUACGAGUUCAUCAUGAAGAACUUCCCCUACUACCGGGAGAACAAGCAGGGCUGGCAGAACUCCAUUCGCCACAACCUCUCCCUCAAUAAGUGCUUCGUCAAGGUGCCCCGCCACUAUGACGACCCGGGGAAAGGGAACUACUGGAUGCUGGACCCCUCCAGCGACGACGUCUUCAUAGGGGGUACCACUGGCAAGCUUCGCCGUCGCUCCACCACCUCUCGGGCCAAGCUGGCCUUCAAACGGGGCGCCCGGCUCACCUCCACCGGACUGACAUUCAUGGAUAGGGCAGGAUCCUUGUACUGGCCUAUGUCCCCCUUCCUCUCCCUGCACCACCCCCGGGCCAGCAGCACUUUGAGUUACAAUGGGACCACGUCCGCCUAUCCCAGCCACCCCAUGCCCUACAGCUCAGUGUUGACUCAAAACUCCUUGGGAAACAACCACUCCUUUUCCACGUCUAAUGGGUUAAGUGUUGAUAGACUAGUCAAUGGAGAGAUACCUUAUGCCACUCAUCACCUCACAGCAGCAGCUCUGGCCGCCUCAGUGCCGUGUGGCUUGUCAGUUCCCUGCUCCGGCACCUAUUCCCUAAACCCCUGCUCUGUAAAUCUCCUAGCAGGACAGACGAGUUACUUUUUCCCCCAUGUUCCUCACCCUUCAAUGACUUCUCAAAGCAGCACUUCAAUGACGGCCAGGGCAGCCUCCUCCUCCACGUCGCCACAGGCGCCCUCCACUCUCCCCUGUGAGUCCUUAAGACCUUCUUUGCCAAGUUUUACAACGGGACUUUCCGGAGGACUUUCUGAUUAUUUCACACAUCAAAAUCAGGGGUCUUCUUCAAACCCUUUAAUACAUUAACAUCCAUGGGAUCAGACUGUAAGUGAACAUUUUACACACAUUUGCAUUGUAAAUGAUAAUUAAAAGAAAAAAAAAAGCAAAACAAAAAAGUCCAGGUAUUUUUUAUUAAGUCCCCCAUUUUUCUGUACGUUUGUUCAGUCUUUAGGGUUGUUUAUUAUUCCACCAAGGUGAGGAGUGUCAGCAAGGUGCAAUGUGGGGAGAUUGCAUUGUAGUCUACGAAGUUUGGAAGACAAAAUUAUAGUAGAAUGUGUAUCUAAAUAGUGACUGCUUUUGCAAUUUCUUUAUUCAAGUAUGAUAAGUCUAUCACUAAAAGCCGCCCGAUUCUCCAUGUUUGCAGUAUUGUAAGUUAUCAUGGAUAUGUCGGUGGGUGCAGACCGUGAAAGCAAAAAAAACCAAAACCAAACUAAAUUUACAAAAACUAUUAAAAACCCUUAAAAUGUAAUUUGUAUUUAAGCAGAAUUAAUACUGAAAGAUGCCCAAGAACUACUUUUGACCAUUUAUUAUUUUAUUAUUUUCUUUACCGAACUGCAUUUUUGGUAUUCUUUUUUUUUUUUACUUUUAGACCAAAGAUUGGGUUUUAGAAAAUGCACUCAGUAUACGGAGUAAUUUAAAAAAACAGCAACAUUAUUUCAGUUUGCAGCACUGCCCGUUCAAAUGAAUCAGAAGGGGACGAAAUUAAUGAUUGCCUUCAGUUUGUGUUGUGUAUAUUUUGAUGUAUGUGGUCACUAACAGGUCACCUUUAUUUUUUUUUCUAAAUGUAGUGAAAUGUUAAUACCUAUUGUACUUAUAGGUAAACCUUGCAAAUAUGUAACCUGUGUUGCGCAAAAGCCGCAUAAAUUUGAGUGAUUGUUAAUGUCGUCUUAAAAUUUCUUGAUUGUGAUACUGUGGUCAUAUGCCCGUGUUUGUCACUUACAAAAAUGUUUACUAUGAACACACAGAAAUAAAAAAAUAGGCUAAAUUCAUAUAUA
Molecule: messenger RNA, 2346 nt
Organism: Empidonax traillii (willow flycatcher)
Lineage: Eukaryota; Metazoa; Chordata; Aves; Passeriformes; Tyrannidae
Gene: FOXG1
Product: forkhead box G1
Exons: 1
Coding region: 5-1378 (457 amino acids)
Biological process (GO): regulation of transcription by RNA polymerase II
Cellular component (GO): nucleus
Molecular function (GO): sequence-specific double-stranded DNA binding; DNA-binding transcription factor activity
Source: RefSeq, a predicted model, not a curated record